This is a messenger RNA of Mus musculus (house mouse), 1970 nucleotides long. It is a transcript of the gene Qrsl1, whose product is annotated as glutaminyl-tRNA synthase (glutamine-hydrolyzing)-like 1. The transcript has 11 exons. Gene Ontology annotation, cellular component: mitochondrion; glutamyl-tRNA(Gln) amidotransferase complex. The coding region runs from base 100 to 1677 and encodes 525 amino acids. NCBI's taxonomy places the organism in Eukaryota, Metazoa, Chordata, Mammalia, Rodentia, Muridae. Gene Ontology annotation, molecular function: glutaminyl-tRNA synthase (glutamine-hydrolyzing) activity; catalytic activity; glutaminase activity. The record is from RefSeq and is marked validated. Gene Ontology annotation, biological process: translation; glutaminyl-tRNAGln biosynthesis via transamidation; mitochondrial translation.
AAGAGGAGCCAAGAUGUCUGCGCCCAUGUAACGCCGGUGGCAGAGAUUGACUCCUUCCUCUGUUCCGGGACCCGGUGCUACCGGCUGACUCCGAGGGCUAUGCUGGGCCGGACUCUCCGAGAAGUUUCUGCGGCACUGAAGCAGGGCCAGGUUACACCAACAGAGCUCUGCAAGAACUGUCUCUCCCUCAUCAAGAAAACCAAGUAUCUAAAUGCUUACAUUACUGUAUCAGAAGAGGUCGCUUUAAAGCAAGCUGAAGAAUCAGAGAAAAGAUACAAGCAAGGUCAGUCUCUUGGAGAUUUAGAUGGAAUUCCUGUUGCUGUGAAAGACAACUUUAGCACAACUGGCAUUGAGACAACAUGUGCAUCAAAUAUGUUAAAAGGUUACGUACCACCUUACAAUGCUACAGUAGUUCAGAAGCUGUUGGAUCAGGGUGCCCUACUCAUGGGGAAAACAAAUUUAGAUGAGUUUGCUAUGGGGUCUGGAAGCACAGAUGGUGUGUUUGGGCCAGUUAGAAACCCCUGGACUUACUCGAAGCAGUACAGAGAGAGAAGCCGGCAGGAUGCAGGUGAUGAUUCCCACUGGCUGAUCACUGGCGGAAGCUCGGGCGGCAGCGCAGCAGCCGUGGCCGCGUUCACCUGCUUUGCGGCUCUCGGAUCGGACACUGGUGGGUCCACCAGGAACCCUGCUGCCCACUGUGGGAUUGUUGGUUUCAAACCAAGCUAUGGCUUGGUUUCACGGCACGGCCUUAUUCCCCUGGUGAAUUCAAUGGACGUGCCAGGAAUCCUCACCAGAUGUGUGGACGACACAGCAAUUGUGUUAGGUACACUGGCUGGACAUGACCCCAAAGAUUCCACCACAGUGAGAAACCCUGCUCAGCCGGCCUCGGUUCCCGGCGGGAUGGAUGUGAGCAGGCUGUGUAUAGGAAUCCCAAAGGAAUAUCUAGUACCAGAAUUGUCAAGUGAAGUACGGUCUCUCUGGUCCCAAGCUGCUGACCUCUUUGAGUCUGAAGGAGCCAAAGUGAUUGAGGUGUCUCUGCCACACACCUGUUACUCAAUUGUCUGCUACCAUGUCCUGUGCACAUCAGAAGUAGCAUCGAAUAUGGCAAGAUUUGAUGGGCUCCAGUAUGGUCAUAGGUCUGGUGUUGAUGUGUCCACUGAAGCCAUGUACGCCGCAACCAGACAGGAAGGCUUCAAUGAUGUGGUGAGAGGAAGAAUUCUCUCAGGAAACUUUUUCUUAUUAAAAGAAAAUUAUGAGAAUUAUUUCGUCAAGGCACAGAAAGUGAGGCGCCUCAUUGUGAAGGAUUUUGUGGAUGUUUUUGAGUCUGGGGUGGAUGUCCUGCUAACCCCCACCACCCUGACUGAGGCAGUGCCGUACCUGGAGUUCAUCAAAGAAGACAACAGGACACGCAGCGCCCAGGAUGAUAUUUUCACUCAAGCUGUCAAUAUGGCAGGCUUGCCAGCAGUGAGUGUCCCUGUGGCCCUCUCAAACCAAGGGCUGCCAAUAGGACUGCAGUUAAUUGGACGUGCAUUUUGUGACCAGCAACUUCUGACAGUUGCCAAGUGGUUUGAAAAACAAGUACAGUUUCCUGUUAUUCAACUGCAGGGCCUCAUGGAUGAUGGCUCGUUGGUUCUUGAAAAUGGAAAGUUAACGUCUGCUUCUCUGACCCAGAGAUGAUCAGAAUCUCGUGCAGUUGCCUGGUGGUAGGAUGCUGGGAUCUUACGCUGGCCUCAGGCUUGCUCUCUGCCACUGGACUGAUCCCCACCUCUGUAUCAUGCAGUUAAAAUGCCCCUUAGAAGUGCUGUUCUCUGAGUGUCGGUGAUCUCAUUCAGCCCUGUGAUCAGGGUCACUGUCAACCCUGUCUGUCCUGGGAAUCAUUUGUUCAAAUCCCUAUGAUGCUGUAAAUUGUAAUGUUGUAUACAUUGUAUAUUGUAACUAUGGUAUUCUAUAUUAAAAUGUUCUAUAAACCU